AUGGCAGCUUGGCUCAGUUCAGAAUACCUGGAAAAUGCACUGCGUCGGCAUUACCAGAAUCCCAAACUUCGAGUGGAAUCUGUGGAUAUAAAACCGGCCCUGGGAAAAGGAGAAAACUAUGGCGCUAUAUUAACACGUAUACGCCUCGUAUACAGUGAUGGCCUGGGCGGCCAAGUUGAAGAGCAUUUGAUUGCAAAAACCACUUUGGAAGAUGAAGAUGCGGAGACCAGGAAAAAGAAAGCACCAUAUGAUAUUUACAAUCGGGAACUAGAGAUUUACGAACAGGUUUUGCCAAAAUUGCAAAAAUUAGCAGGCGAACAACUAUGCCCUAAAGUACUUCACAUUGAUCGUCAGCGAGGAGCACUAAUAAUGGAGGACUUGAGCUAUGGAGGAUUUGUUAUGGCCCCAAGACUGCACAGAUUGGAUGAGCAGCAUGUGAGUUUGGUUCUAAGAAAGUUGGCCAAAAUGCAGGCAGCUUCAGCGGUUUUGGAGGAACAUGCAAAAGAUAAUAACUUCUCCCUAACCAAAUACGAUCGCGGAUUCUUUAAUCGCUAUACGGAAAGUUUUAGUGCCUACUUUUUGGGCUGCCUGAAGUCCUGUGCCAGUCACCUGAAAAACCAGCCUGAGUACGAAAGUCAGGCAAAACUAUUAGAGGACCUAGCCCCUCAUUACAUGGGGCUGGGACUUCGCUGUUUUCAGCCCGAGGACUCGCAUAUUAAUGUCCUGACGCACGGCGACUUGUGGACAAACAACAUGAUGUUCAAAUACAAGGAGGGCGUGCCGAGCGAUGUCCUUCUGAUUGACUUCCAGUACGCAUUCUGGGGCUCGCCCACGCUGGACAUCCAUCAUCUGCUCAACACGUCGGCCGUGGAGCGAGUGCGAAGCGAGCUUCAGAUUAAGAUGAGAUGUGUCUACCACGAUGUGUUUGUGAGGGAGCUGCGGAGGCUUGGAUUCAAAGGUCAAAGGUUACACAGUCGAAAGCAGUUUCACCUAGAGUCCGAACAGAAGCGCUUUUAUGCUGUUCACUGCGGAUUGCUCCUACAGCCCGUGCUGCUGAAUACCGAUGAGACUGAUGCGGAUUUCGCCGCCCUGCUAUCGGAUCAACCCCGCGGAAUGAACAUGAAAAGGCGGCUGUAUCUCAAUCCGGACAUACAUGACUCCAUCAGGCAGCUGGUGGUGCAAUUCGAGCUAGAAGGACUCCUGGAUCCGCGGCAGUACGAAGCACUCUAAACCUGGGUGUAGCGAAUUUUUCUGCUCUUUCAUAAACUCCCCCAUUAGACUUUUCAAUUAGACGAGCUAAUAAACAUAAAACAUGGGAGCCACA
Molecule: messenger RNA, 1324 nt
Organism: Drosophila rhopaloa
Lineage: Eukaryota; Metazoa; Arthropoda; Insecta; Diptera; Drosophilidae
Exons: 2
Coding region: 1-1230 (409 amino acids)
Source: RefSeq, a predicted model, not a curated record